GGAGCAGCGAGGGCAUCGUGUAUCUUUAUAAUCUUUCUAACUCUCCUGUGCUAAUCUCAGAGGGGCCACCCUCAAUAUAUCUGGAUUAUCCGUGUCCUUCGGCUGCCUCCUUCUUGCCGCUCUUGCUCCUGUUGGGAUGCGUGUGUGUAAGGGCUGUUCUGCUGGUCCCCCUGCACGUGGCGCCUCCAGGGGUGGUGUGUGCCUUGCCGUGCUGCUCCCCCCAGGGCAUCUUGUAUGGAAUGGAUAUAGCUCUCCAAGGGAGAGAAGUGCGUUCAUCCCCUUUAGAGUCCUGGGAGAAAGGGGACCAUCUUAGCAAGAUGGCCAUCCCUCUGCACCUUUGCUUCCGCCUCCAGGCGGCGCUGUGUGAGUGGGAAAGACCACUCGUCAGAACUGACGCUACCACAUCCCCCGCUUUCCUGGACAAAUGAAACAGUGUCGCCUAACCAACUCUGUUUAUCUCAUUGUUCCAACUCGGACACUCCAUGACUCACCCCUCCCAAUGUCCAGGCUAAGUGUCUCCACGUGAGGAAAUAAAAUGCAGGGUAGGGGUGGAGGGAACAAAAGAGCAGAGAUCACGUGAAAGCAGUGGGAUGGUGGGGAGAGGGGGUACCAAGGAGCAGAGGUGUCGGUUUAGGGGCAUCCUUCUUCAGGGUACACGCCUUUUCUCCCUGUGUCAACUGAAGAGAAAUAGCUCUCCCCCACCACAAGAAACUUUACAUCUUGCUAAGGUGUCAGGCCAGUGUAGCAUUUCCAGAGCUUUUAUGUCCCCCAACAGAAAUAUGAAUAGAGAUUAUCCCAUAGGCAACAGUCCCAUUUUAAAAUAUGCUGUCCCAUUGUCCCCUGGAGCCUGCUUUAACUUGUCACGUCAUGUGUUCUGCUUGGUAUAGAAGAUGCAUUCGCUGUGCCCAUAGGUGGCUGGGCAAGUGCCCAAUCGCUCCCUGAAGUAGCUUCAUUAUGCAACCUUGACAGCUGCCCCCAAGCCCUCCCUCCUCUCACACUGAAACACCCAGACCUGGAGAUAGCAGUACACACACCAAGACACGUGCCUAAAACCUAGCACUAAGAUAUGAUACACAGGAUACACAAUACACAGCCACACACACAGACAAGUACAGAUAAGUAAGUACAUUCCUACACCCAGACUGAUACACAAAGAGCCCUUGCUCACACACAUGUGGCUCAGGCUGUCAACAUCACAUGGAUCCAGCCACAAGCAGCACUAAUACCUCCUCCCACAAACACGUCCCUUUUGAACUAUCUUUCCUUGGAUCAAGUUCAAGGGGACAGAGAAGCAGCGAGAGCCAUCAGCUGCCCUUUCCCUCCAACUUCCCAGCACAUCUCUUAUCUCUGUCUCACACUUCACCUCUGGCCCCCUCUUCCUUCCUUGUGCUUGAAGAAUCCCUUUAUGCUGGGAACCCCCUGGCUUCUCCACCUUCGGAAAGCCUCCCUUUCCACCUUCGGGAAAAUACCCACCUUCUGGUCCCCACCUUUUUCCUUUCCUGAGUGCAGGUCCCCACCAGCGGAAUCCACCCUCAAAACAGGAAGCCCCGGGCCAGGGCCUCAAGUGGUCCUGAGGCUCAGGCAGGCAGUGGGCGUGGGGUAAAGACUUCCUGAAUGCAUCCCCAUCCUGCACUGCCCGCCCCAUAGCCCUGCCCAGAGCCAAUGGCCUUCAUUAGUCCCUGGCACUUAUCUGGGAACCACAGCCACUGACAGAAUUAUCCCAGCCCAUCUCUCUGCCUGCCCUGAGCCCAGCAGUGUCAUGGGGAACUGUCUGCACCCGAAUGUCCUCCAGGUGGCUGAUGACAACUCUACUAAGAUGGCCGUUGAAGACAAGAAUUGGAGUGAAUUUCUUGAGUUGUACGACGCAGACUAUAACUUCACCGACGUGGAAGCAGCUGCGCCCUGCCACUCCUGUAUCCUGCUCGACGACUCCUCACUGCCCUUCUUCAUCCUCGCCAGUGUCCUGGGCAUCCUGAUGAGUGGAGCCGUCCUCUACGCGUUUCUCAGACCUCUGUUCCCCCGUCGGGUCUACCAGAACCGGUCUAUCCUGGUGCAGUUGGCUGUGGGCAGUGCUCUCUUCAGCAUCAUGGUGCCCAUCCUGGCACGGGGGCUAAGUGGGGCCCUCAUCACCUCCCUGUGCCACCUAGCUCACUUGGUCUCGUAUGGCUCAGCCUUUGCCCAAGCUCUGCUGAUAGGGUGCCAUGCCUGCCUGGGCCCCAAACUGGGUAUAGGUCAUGUCCCAGGCCUCAGGCUGGGGAUCAGUGUGGGACUUUGGGGAGUGGCUGCCCUAUUGUCACUGCCAAUCACGCUGGGCAGUGACACUUCCCAUGGGCUCUGCACAGUGACCUUCAGUGGGGAAUGGGAAAUUCUGCGGUACAUACAUGCUGCAGCCUGUUUUGCCAUCUUCAUCUUGUUGCCACUGGGUUUGUUGGGAGCCAAGGGGCUGAAGAAGGCAUUGGGCAGGGGGCCAUGUCCCUGGGUUGAUAUCCUAUGCAUCUGGUUCAUUUUCUGGUGGCCUCAGGGCAUGGUUCUGGGAUUGGACUCCCUGGUGAGGUCCAGGGCCAUGGUGGUGUCAACAUGUCUGGCCCAGCAGACCCUGGACGUGCUGCUGGACCUGGCAGAAGCCCUGGCAAUAUUGCACUGUGUGGCUACACCCCUGCUCCUCGCCCAGGUCUGCUACCAGGCCAUUCAAACUUCUCUGCCCUCCCUGCCUCUCUCGGCAGCACAGUCUUCUCAUCUGGACAUCCUUGGAUGCAAAUCCUAGCUCUCUUCCCACCUGUCAACCUGAAUUAAAGUCUAUGCUGUUUUU
Messenger RNA from Balaenoptera musculus (blue whale), 2809 nucleotides. It is a transcript of the gene ACKR1, whose product is annotated as atypical chemokine receptor 1 (Duffy blood group). The record is from RefSeq and is a predicted model, not a curated record. Gene Ontology annotation, molecular function: C-C chemokine binding. Lineage: Eukaryota; Metazoa; Chordata; Mammalia; Artiodactyla; Balaenopteridae. Gene Ontology annotation, cellular component: membrane. The transcript is spliced from 2 exons. Gene Ontology annotation, biological process: inflammatory response; chemokine-mediated signaling pathway; regulation of chemokine production. The coding region runs from base 1760 to 2764 and encodes 334 amino acids.